AUGCUUGCCCCGACUGGAUUGAUGCCAGCUGUAGUCAAUUGCCUCCACAGCAUCAUAUUUCUCGGACACACCACAUGGCCAGGCGCUUUCCCCUCCGGAAAGAUGGCAGAAUUCUACCGUUUUGUGCUUGCAUGCGCCCAAUUGGCUAUCAUUUGCACAGUCAACCUUUUGUGUGUAUGCCUAUGCUUGUGGACACACGUUGCUCACAUGCGUCUUAGUGCCACCUUGACGAUCUGCCUCUGGCACCAACAGAAAUACCACUUCUCACGAUGUCUCCAACCUGACGGGCUCGGAGUGACUGUAUCUCCUCCCCCCUGCCCCAGUGUCAUCCACCUAUUCCGGACGGUCUCUGCCAGGCUGUAUGAUGGGUGUGAAACCCAAGCCGUCUUGGCCAGAAGGGCAAUAACAAAAAGCCCCGGAGACAGACUUUCGUGGGGUGUAGAGGGCAGAGGGCAGAGGACGGCGGACGGCGGACGGCGGAUUCUGUGCAUUCUCCAGACAGACGGCACUGUGAACAGCUCGAUGUUUGUCGCAUUAGAACGCUGGUCUUUCGUACGAGAUGUCCCUUUGUGUUGCCAUAACAACUGGGGCGCAGGGAGAGAGAAUAGCGCAAUGAUGCUGAACUCGUGGCUGACGCGAAUCCGCCAGCUCCAAUACAGGGGCUUCUGUCUCACACUUCACGUUCAGUCAGUGGUAGCUCCAGUUCCAGACCGUCAGGACAUUCCACAAAGGCGGCUUCUUCGAUGCAGAGCAACCCUCGGAGAGCAGGCUUCUUUCAGACUUACAUGGUACUUGCCUAGGGGUGGUGCUGACAAGAUUGGGGGGAUUGGAGAGAUGACCUGGCGAAAGGAAAUGGCCUUCCCACGCUCUGGCUGCUAUAGUCAAAAUCCAAAAUGGGCUGUUUGUUGUCUUUUUUCAGUCAACAGUCUACAAAACGGUCUGAAUAUGGCAAGAGAACCCAGUUGCUUAGGCUGGCCCGAAUUUAGAUCUUUCUUGCGCGCACACACAUAA
Protopolystoma xenopodis is the source of this 1011-nucleotide messenger RNA. NCBI's taxonomy places the organism in Eukaryota, Metazoa, Platyhelminthes, Monogenea, Polystomatidea, Polystomatidae. The record is from the annotation of a GenBank genome assembly.